Striga asiatica is the source of this 2420-nucleotide messenger RNA. The record is from the annotation of a GenBank genome assembly. Lineage: Eukaryota; Viridiplantae; Streptophyta; Magnoliopsida; Lamiales; Orobanchaceae.
UUAGUAUCUAGCAAAUUCAUGAGGUUCACCGUUGACCAGUGUCAUUCGAUCCAAUUAUAUCUCAUAUUUGGGGGCUCCGAAUAGAACCCACCGCCCCAGUUGACGGAAGUGGUUGCGACCACCAUAUCCGCGGCCGCAACUUCCACUUUUAUCAUAUAUCCACCGCCUGUCGAUUAAAAAUCAAACCCUACUAUUACAAUCAAUCUCCGCAAUUCCUCGAGAACACUAACCUUGUUCUUGGUCCAUCAAAUUUCUGAGCUCAUAGGGCAACUCAAGUAAGCUGCAGAGAUGGGGAAAAAGCAGCACAGCAAAGACCGGAUGUUUAUAACCAAAACGGAGUGGGCCACCGAGUGGGGCGGCGCCAAAUCCAAAGAAAACGGCACCCGCUUCAAACGCCUCCCUUUCUAUUGCUGCGCUCUCACGUUUACGCCGUUCGAGGACCCCGUCUGCACCGCAGAUGGCAGUGUGUUUGAUGUCUUGAACAUAAUUCCGUACAUCAGAAAGUACGGGAGGCAUCCCGUGACUGGAGUUCCGCUGAAGCAGGAGGAUUUGAUUCCACUCACUUUCCACAAAAAUUCAGAAGGAGAGUAUCAUUGCCCGGUCCUGAAUAAGGUUUACACAGAGUUCACGCACAUAGUUGCUGUAAAAACUACAGGAAAUGUGUUCUGUUAUGAGGCCAUCAAGGAAUUAAACAUUAAAACCAAGAACUGGAAGGAGCUUCUCACUGAUGAACCUUUCACCAAGGAGGACAUUAUAACCAUUCAGAAUCCUAAUGCACUUGAUAGCAAGGUUCUCCUGGACUUUGAUCACGUCAAGAAAAACCUUAAAGUUGACGACGAAGAAUUAAAAAAAAUGGAAACCGACCCGUCUUACAACAUAAACGUCAGUGGAGAUAUAAAACAAAUGCUUAAGGAGCUCGGUACUGAAAAGGGAAAGGAAAUUGCAUUGCAUGGUGGCGGAGGAAGUAAGGCUAUAAAAGAAAGAGCUGCAGCUCUUGCUGCCAUUUUAGAAGCCAGAUCACGCAUUAAGGAUGACUCUGAAUCAAAGGGUGGUGAGAAGCCUAAGCAGACAUACAGUAUAGUGGAUGCAGCAUCUGCUGCAGUUCAUGGGAGAAGUGCUGCUGCCGCAAAAUCUGAUGCUAGUCAUAAAACUGCUGCUCGUAUAGCGAUGCAUAUGGCUGGUGAGAGGACACCAGUUAAAAGUCGUUUCACCACUGGAGCUGCUUCACGAUCUUUCACUUCUACUUCGUAUGAUCCCGUCACCCAGAAUGAAUAUGAAUAUGUUAAAGUCGAGAAAAAUCCCAAGAAAAAAGGUUAUGUCCGGUUGCAGACAACACAUGGUGAUUUGAACAUUGAACUGCACUGUGACAUCACUCCACGGACAUGUGAAAACUUCAUUACUCUUUGUGAGCGAGGUUAUUACAAUGGAGUAGCUUUUCACAGAAGUAUAAGAAACUUCAUGAUUCAAGGUGGUGAUCCUACUGGAACUGGGGGAGGUGGGGAGUCAAUUUGGGGGAAACCCUUCAAAGAUGAACUCAACUCCAAAUUAGUUCAUUCUGGACGAGGUGUUGUUAGCAUGGCCAAUUCUGGGCCCCACACAAAUGGUUCGCAGUUCUUCAUCCUGUACAAGUCUGCAAAUCAUUUGAAUUUUAAACACACGGUAUUCGGAAUGGUUGUUGGAGGGUUAACAACACUUUCGGCUAUGGAGAAAGUACCUGUUGAUGAUGAUGACCGACCCAAGGAAGAGAUCAAGAUAAUUAGCAUAGAUGUGUUUGUCAAUCCUUAUGCGGAGUCUGAUGAAGAGGAAGAAGAGAAGACCAAUGAGGACAAGAAGGCUGGGGACGAAGAUAAUGAUAAGGUUGGUUCGUGGUAUAGCAACCCAGUUGCUAGUUCAACAGAUACUCCUGCUGUCGGUGCUGGUGUUGGGAAGUACCUGAAAGCAAAGAUAGCUCAGGCAGCGUCCAGCACUAGUCUUGAUAUUGAUUUGCCAGCUGGAUCUGUAGGAAAGAAAAGAAAAGCGGGAGUUUCCAGUGAUCUUAAAGAUUUUUCUUCAUGGUAAGAGGUUUUGUUUGUAUUCUCUCGUUGUACAAAUACAUGUCAUAAAAAAUAUGUAACUGGCGAUUGGCGAGUGAGCUAGGGACGAGGUUCGACUGUUAAUGUAUUUUUUGCUGUGGGCAUCUGUACUUGAGUUACAAUAUGGGUUGUUAUAGUUUUCUUAAAGUACUUUUACCCUCUUCAUUAGAUGAAAUUUCGACAGCAUGCCAUUUAGCUUCUAAUUUUCGUACGCAGCACAUCAGGGAUGCUCGUAACUUACGGGUUGAGACUCAUGCAUUUGCAAUUAUUGUGUUUCCCAUACUCCAAAUGCAUAAUUCUGAACAUGUGGUCCUUAGGACAGUUCCCAGCCCAGGAACACUAACUUGC